GUAAGUUUGAGGCAUUUAUUUUUCUCGGCUAACUUAAAGAUGGUGCCUGAAUAAGUUGGCCCAAUUCUCAAAAAUACUGAGUUAAAUCUGUAUGGCCCAGACAUGUAAUUAUCCCCCCUUCUUUAAACAUUUUGCCCAUUGUAGUGGAAACGGCACAGGUGUUUUAACUAACGAGGGCUUAAUGAAUGUUCCGAGUGAGCUCUAAAGGUGGACCAACAUCUACAACCACCGCUGUUUGUGCUGUUCAUGCUGUGACAUGGUUUUCUUUUCUCCCCCACCACCAGGUCUGUCUUUGAGGUAUCUGACUUAUGUGAAAUAAAAUCUUGACACACUUGUCUCUUUUACUUGGCUUUGACACGUACCAUGAAGGGCACAUCCAGGUGUUCAGGAAUUAGCUUGACUCUGACGGUGUGUUUAAGGUUCAGGACAUGUUCGGGGAAAUAAAUGAAUAAAUAUCCAACACAGCGUCAGCUCCCGUAUUAUAAACGGAGACGUGUCCGCCUCAAAAUGUAAUCCCUUUUCGAGUGGAACAGUGACGGGGUUCGAGGAAAGCAGCCGUAUAUUUGACUCAUUUCUACGCUCGCCGUGUAGCGGAGACGUUACGGGUCGCUGCGAGCCAACUUCACGCGAGAUUUCGCUCCUUCUGACCGAUUCAACAUGGCGCCGUAGGAACGUUGUUAUUGUUCCGUCGCUCCUACUCGCUCUCGCAGUCAGACUAAAACUACGUAGAUAAAAAAGGCCGAACGCGUCCGUGCUGGCAUGAAAGGAGCAACUGGGGAUAAUGUUAAGAUCCACCGGCUUCUUCCGAGGGAUUGACUGUCCGUUUUACGCGGAGCACAGCGAGGGCCAAGGCGGCAGGAAUGGGUGUAACAGACCGUACUGUCACUUCAGGCACAGCCAGCAGAGACGGCCGUCCUACGGAGCACCGGCAGAUGUUAAAAAGCAGAGAGACCUUCCAUCCGCACACAAAGAUCAAGGCUACGAUCCCUUCAAUCCUGAAGUAGUGAGACCACAGGAGCAGCAGAAUGGCAAGCCGGCCGCCUCGAGCGACAUCAGUGGCGCUUUGGAGCUGGUCAACAAGGCCAUUGAGGAGGUCCGCAGUGAGGUGGAGCGGGAGAAGAGGAAGCUCUCUCGGAUUGGGGACGAACCAUACAAUCCCAGCGAGAACGCCAGCUUGUCUUCGUGCAAGACGGAUACGAGUAAAGCGGCGGGUUCGCACUUGGCCUAUGAUCCCGGGAGUUAUCAGAUCACAUCAGGAGGGUAUAAUCCCACCCCUGGCUGCAGCAAGUACACCCUGGAUUCAGACAAUCAGGGGCACAACAGCAACUCUAUGGAAUACGUUCCCAUGUCGCUGAAAAGGCCUUUGUCUCGGACACACUCGCACCAACCUCCUUCUCCUCCUCCUAGCCCAAAGCGUUCGAAUAGCACGUCCUCUUCAAAGUGCAAGUACACUGUGGAUAAUUCUAGGCCAUCCACGGACAUGGAGUACGACCCGCUGUCCAACUACUCGGCUGGAAUCGCCGUGAAAAACAAGAGGAGCAAGAGCGCUCGGCCCGUCAGGACGGAAGGCAGCAAGGCACACAAGCUGUCGGGCUCGGAGUUGUCCGAUGAGGACUAUGUCGUAGCUGCAAAAAAGCCACGGCAGCAAACCGUAGACACAAAAAAGUACACCUUCUCUGACUCUGACGGGGAGAGCUCUGGGGCGGAGUAUCGCCCCACCUCGCUUAGCAAUCUGCAGCAGAGAAAAGCCGCCCACGGUUCAGACUCUUUUGGGAAGGGGAAAAAAGGGAGUGGUGAAAGUUUGCUAAACGCACUGAUGCAGAGGAAUAAGCAGGACUCUGACAUCCAGGAAAAUAUUAAAAGAAAGGACAGCCCAGAGAAAAAGAAGAAAGAGGGAGGUCAGACUAGUCAGGUGAAAAGUAGCAAAACUGAGAAACUACAUAAACUCGAAAAGGGAGCAAACAAAUCAUCCAGUAGUAAGAGUAGCAUCAGCAGCAGCAGUAAAGACAGAGGGUCGAUAAAAAGCUCAAACCAGGAUUCGGCGAAAAAGGAGAACAGGAGUCACGACAAGAAGGACGACAGGAAGAACACAGUGAAGGUUAAGAUGUCGGAUAAAAUUCGCAAGGAAAGCAGGGACGAAAAGAAGAGUGACACCAAGUUGAAAACUUUGGAUAAAGUGAAAACGGACUCAAGCAAGCAAGAUAAACAUGCAGAAAACGGCACGAGGGAAAGCAAGAAGCCCAAAACAUCAGACAAGGAAAAGGAACAGAGCAAAUAUAAAGAGCAUCCCCACAAAAACGGGAAGCUCGAUGGUAUUAGAAGAGAAAAAGAUGCGAAAAAAGUCAGCAAAAGCAGUUCUAGCAGCAGUAAAGCGAGCCCAUCGAACAGCAAAGAUAAAGCGAAGCAAAGCAUUGGUGCUUCGAGCGUAAAGAGACAGAGUUUGAGUCUGAGCCACGCCGAUCUGUUUGGAGACGAGAGUCCGGACGAGGCCGAGCGGAUGGAGGCGGACUACGACGACGAAGCCGAGGAAGUCCUGGUGAGGAAAUCUGCCGACGCCUUAAAGAGGACUCGUCUGAACAAGAGGAAAGCGUCGGAGCUGACUCCGUCCUCCUCGGAGGACGAGGGCGACCGCGACGUGGACUGCAGCAGGGCGGGCAGGGACGAGGUUGACGGCGUCAGAUUUGACCUGUCCGGUUUCCAGGACGAUCUGGACUUUGACUCAGAUCCCAUGGAGGAGUGUUUGAGGAUCUUCAAUGAAUCCAAAGACGUGAAGAAGGAAGACAAAGGAAGACAGGCCAAGCAGCACUCUAGGGACUCAGAGGAGGAGAAAAGCACAGACAGCACUUUAACCACUCUCUUCCCUGGUCAGAAGAAGAGAGUCUCCCAUUUUGUUGCCAAAGGAAAUACCGAUGCACCUUCCAGGACUGCGGUGCGGCCGUACAAGAGACCCACGGCCCAGGAGAUCUGCUACCAGCGUAUGCAGAUGGCCCAACAGCAAGCUGCUCAGCUCUCUGCUUCGGUCAAAGCAGCAUCACAGGCCUCAAGCCCCAGCUUCUCUGGAGAGAGGAAGAGAAUAGCGCACCGUCCUAACCCUCAGAUAGCAUCCUCCAAAACAAGUCCCACAGACACUAAACAUGCUGCAGGUCGCAUGUUAUCCCCCAGUCAGGCCCUUCAGAGUGUCAAAGCUCAGACCACAGUCGGUAUUUUGUCCAAGACCUCGUCUACCGUCACGCAGAAGAGGGUGGCGCACACACCCACCCUGAAGAGUACUUCAAUGAGGCGUCCUGUCAUCCCCACCGAGUUCGGGGCCAAAGUUCCCACCAACAUCCGCCAGCGCUACCUCAACACUUUCAUCGAUGAAUGCGUCAAGUUUUGCCCAUCGGAGGACGGCGCCUUCCAAAUGGCCCUCGAUGAGGAGAAGCUGGUGUACGAGCGCAGUAGCAGUAAGAACAUCUACCUCAAUGUAGCUGUCAACACGCUAAAGAAGCUCCGGAGCAAGAGCAGCGCCAGUCCGUCUCCCGUCACCAAGGACCCGGGGUCAGCAGCUAAAAGGAAGCCACAGUCCCACGAAGAAGUUCUGGGAGGUCGUCUUGCUGCCACAACCAGCUUCACUGUAAACAGGAUGGGUAAACAGCAGGAGGAGAAACUCAUCGGAGCUACACUGUACAGGAAGAUGAAGGCGUACCUGAUGACAGAGGAGCAGCUCCAGGAGCACGGAUACCCGAGGCCGAACCCCGAGGCCGCCGGCAAGGCCGUCAUUUACAACCAGCCCGAGAAGAAGGCGGUCGCAGACCCGUUUACCAAGAUAUGCUGUCGAUGCGGCGCAGAGUAUAAGGUCAACGUUAACGGCAGCUGCGUGCGGAAGGAGGAAUGCAGCUUUCACUGGGGACGUUUGCGACGACACAAAGUUGCUGGAGGCUGGGAGACCAACUACAGCUGCUGUGCUGCAGCUGUGGGCGCUCCAGGCUGCCAAACGGCCAAGCAACACGUUCAGGACGGGCGUAAAGAAUCACUGGACGGCUUCGUGUCGACCUUCAGCAAACCUCUGCCUCCAGAUGGAAACGGAGGGGUGUUUGCUCUGGACUGUGAGAUGUGCUACACAAAGCAGGGCCUGGAGCUGACCAGGGUGACGGUCAUCGACUCGGAGAUGAAAGUCAUCUACGACACGUUUGUGAAACCUGAAAGCAAAGUGGUGGACUACAACACGCGGUUUUCGGGUGUAACGGCGGAGGAUCUGGAGAGCGCCGCCAUCACCCUGAGAGACGUUCAGGCCGUGCUGCUCUCCAUGUUCAGCGCUGAAUCCAUCCUGAUAGGACACAGCCUGGAGAGCGACCUCCUCGCUCUGAAACUCAUCCACAGCUCGGUUGUAGACACGGCCAUCGUGUUUCCUCACCGCCUUGGUUUGCCCUACAAGCGUGCCUUGAAGAACUUGAUGGCCGAUCACCUCAAACGCAUCAUCCAGGACAACGUGGAGGGCCACGAUUCGAGCGAAGAUGCAACUGCCUGCAUGGAGCUGAUGAUCUGGAAGAUCAAGGAAGACGCAAAAGUCAAAAGAUGACCUCUGACCCCUCUGCUCUGUGUUCUUCAGUAUGAUUUCCUGCUUUCAUGCUGGUUGCAGGCGGACAGAAGUUCAGGAGGAAUGCACUUGCUCUCACUAAGAACCUGUGGUGAGAGGAACGGGGGGGUUGGUUGAACAGAGUUUGACAUUUUAAUCAGUGAAAGUCUGAGAGGAGCUCGGUGAUGAUGCUGAGAGGAGCUCGGUGAUGAUGCUGAGAGGAGCUCGGUGAUGAUGCUGAGAGGAGCUCGAUGAUGAUGCUGAGAGGAGCUCGGUGAUGAUGCUGAGAGGAGCUCGAUGUUGACGCUGUCUACUGUGUUUGAGAUGAGAGCUGUCAGCCCCCCUCAAAGCAAUAGGAGCCUCAGUUAACCAUGUUUUCAUUCGCUGAUUUUUACUUCAGUUCUAUAUAAUGUAAGUUAACACAUAUUUCUGUUUAAGGCCUCAGACCUACUCAUAAUUAAAACCGCUCCACGGGAGAACUAGUUAGAAAGUCGGGUCAUUGUCCACUGAACGUUAGGAAUUAUUAUGAUAUUCAUGGCAGGCUGUACCUUCGGCCUAAAUUGCACUAUAGAAAUGCUCUUGUUGUUUAGGGCCCAAGUCUGAGUACCUCAUGUGUGUCGUAAUGAACGAUGUGUUACUUGUUCUUAGUUACAUUUAGGUGCUUUCAUCUCUUAGCCGUGUAAAUGCGCUUCUUUCCGUCGCACAUAGUUUCCUCUCGCUGGCGCUGUUUAUACGGCGUUUCUAACAGAGAUCAUUUUGUCGGUUGCCUCUCAAACCUGAGAAAUACUUGAUCGUGUCGGAGGGCAGAAAACAAAAUAAAGUCUGCCUGUUUGGUUUGGUGUAGCUGAAGGAUUCUGUCUGUGUUUUACUGUCCAGACACAAUACUCACUAUAUCCACCGCUGUCUCUGCAUGAAGUAGAACCACAGGAAUAGUCGUGCCAGCAGGUAUGACUUUGUUUUUCCUCCGUAAAAUGA
This is a messenger RNA of Oreochromis niloticus (Nile tilapia), 5530 nucleotides long. It is a transcript of the gene rexo1, whose product is annotated as REX1, RNA exonuclease 1 homolog. The coding region runs from base 782 to 4558 and encodes 1258 amino acids. Gene Ontology annotation, molecular function: nucleic acid binding; exonuclease activity. NCBI's taxonomy places the organism in Eukaryota, Metazoa, Chordata, Actinopteri, Cichliformes, Cichlidae. The transcript is spliced from 16 exons. The record is from RefSeq and is a predicted model, not a curated record. Gene Ontology annotation, cellular component: nucleus.